AGGGCAACUAACGCUGUCAAGGGCUAUGGAUUUGUCACGUUUUACGACACAGAUUCAUUUAAGGAGGCCGUGAAAAGAAAGCGGCAUACACUGGGUGGAAGACAAGUUAAUGUGUUUCCAGCUACCGAAAGGGAGAAAAACUCCAGCAUUCAAAGAAGGAAGAUUGUAGUUAAGCGACAUAGAGGAUGGAAAGGAGAAAUGGAUUUAACAAGGAUACAGGAUUACUUCUCAAAGUUUGGAGAGAUAGAGAAUGUCGAUGCAAAAAACCUGCAAAUCAAAGGAUACAUGCAUAUCACUUUUAAAAAUGAAGAAAGUGUGGAAAGUAUUUUAUUGGAUAAUCAGCAUGACAUUGAUGGUGAGAUGAUGUUUGUGUUGAGAACACACAGUUCUGAUCAGCAAUGGAAUCAGUGGCGAUUAGAGAAAGAGCUGAUCCAUAAAUUAAAGUUCCUAAAGAAUAAGGAAGGUCUCGAAGUUAAUGAGAGGAUGGGAACUCAUGUAACAGUUGUGAUUCCCAAAAAGUUUAAGCAUUGUAUCAAUGAAGAAAGUUUAGAAGAGCACUUCUCUUCUUAUGGAGAAAUUGAGAAAGCAUUUAUCCUGCGUAAUGAAGUCACGAUGGAAUCAAAAGGAUGUGGGAUGGUUACAUUUAAAGACUCCCAUGUUGUAGAAGAGAUCCUUGCAGCUGGAAAACAUAAGAUAGAUGAUGUUGAAAUUUUUGUGAAGAAGUCGUUGAUUGAUGACGAGUAAGCUUAAGAUGUUACUGUACUUUUAAAGAGCAAAUGGCAUCUUCCUUUGCUCAGUUCUUUUUAGCAAACGUCGUAGCAAGAAAUUUAGUAGCAUUCAAAAUUCGGUGAAAGGGGAAAGGCUGUCUUCGUUAAGAAGCAACAGUGAUUCUGGUUUUAUCAUCUGAAUAUUGUGAGUGUAAAUGCUAAGGCUAUUUUUUGAGUAAAU
Molecule: messenger RNA, 948 nt
Organism: Porites lobata
Lineage: Eukaryota; Metazoa; Cnidaria; Anthozoa; Scleractinia; Poritidae
Source: the annotation of a GenBank genome assembly